Messenger RNA from Anopheles cruzii, 1026 nucleotides. RefSeq lists its product as uncharacterized. The record is from RefSeq and is a predicted model, not a curated record. Lineage: Eukaryota; Metazoa; Arthropoda; Insecta; Diptera; Culicidae. The coding region runs from base 1 to 1026 and encodes 341 amino acids. The transcript is spliced from 4 exons.
AUGUCGGACAUGUGUUCGCCAGAGAGUUGUAACCCGGAGUGGAACGAAAUAGUGGAAAAGAUUAAACAGCUCAUGCUACAGGAUAAGGAAACAGUUCUGCUGUACGCGGUGAGCCUAAUUACGGAACUGCAUCAGCAGUUCAAGAGAAACGAGGUUCUUUUGAAAACGUUGAAAAAUACAAUGGAAGCGAAGGAGAUACUGCAACGGAACGUGAUUGAUGAAAACAUAAUCAUGUCGCACAUCGAAGAAAUAUCGGAAAAAACGGCCCCGAUGGAAGACGCUCUUGGUAAGAAACACCAGGCCAUUUCGGCAAAGUGUGCUACGAUUGAUACGAUACGUGCGCAGCUAAAACAAGAUAGCAAAAGCACCCGUUCAAUGCUCGACGCCAUGAGCAAGCACAUCGGUUCCUUGGACGAAAAGUAUAAAUGCCUUCACCAGGAUUAUGAGACGAAUCUGAAGAGUUUGAAUGACAUACACAAGGAACUCGAUACACUGCAGUUAAAACACAGCAAAGCAAUGACCGAUAACGUCGUGGUGACGAAGGAGCGACAUGUACUGCAGGAAAAAUAUAACUCGAUGGUAGCUCGUAUUCAACUGACAAUUGCCGAAAAAGAUGCUGAACGUAAGCAAAGGGAGCAGGAGCUGGAGAGAGAAAAGCAGCAGUUGGUAGCGAAAAAUAGCGAUUCAGAAGGGGAAAUUGCAGCCUUAAAACAACGCAUCGUCGAUCUGGAGACACAACAUGACAAGCGUAACACGAUGUGUGAUCAGAAGGUUUCUGAGCUGGAGGUUAAAGUCUUGGGUCUCGAAGGCGAAAAACAGGCACUGCAGUUAGAUAUAAAAAACCUGCAAGAGCAGAUUGUCCGCAAAAGCCUAGAGAUGGAGAGUCGUUCGGAUAAGAAGCAAAGUGACCCGAAUAUUGUACACCCUCCGGAAAAUCGUAACAUCGUUGUUCCGGUGGAAAUACGUCCCACAUCCGUCAAGGGCAUCGGGAGUCGUCCGAGCGAAGGGAAAACACGCUACGAAUAA